Solanum stenotomum is the source of this 387-nucleotide messenger RNA. RefSeq lists its product as uncharacterized. The coding region runs from base 1 to 387 and encodes 128 amino acids. NCBI's taxonomy places the organism in Eukaryota, Viridiplantae, Streptophyta, Magnoliopsida, Solanales, Solanaceae. The record is from RefSeq and is a predicted model, not a curated record. The transcript has a single exon.
AUGAUUGAGAAGGCCUUUUCUGAUGUUGUGACACCCUUGAGUGCGGAUAUUGAUGCCCUUGCGGCAAGGAUAGUGGUGUGCGAGCGUGGCCAAGAAGCCACUGAGGAGGUGACGGUUUUAAAGGCCGCUAUUGCUGUGCUAAGGAGAGAUGUGGACCAGAUGUGGUCCACUGACAUGUCUAUGAUUUUUGGUACGGUGGAGAUCCCAGAUGUACUAAUUGAGCUAGAUAUGCCUUCGGCUACCAUCGGAGAUGAUGUUCGAGCUGAGGAGGUAGUUGAUCUCGAGUCUGAGGCUGAGACAGAUGAGGAGAUGGUUGGGGUUGCUGAGGAGGUUUCUUACGAGGGCCUUACGGAGACUGAGGAGGCAAUGGUAGAUGCAACUGUGUAG